Molecule: messenger RNA, 309 nt
Organism: Pseudocercospora fijiensis CIRAD86
Lineage: Eukaryota; Fungi; Ascomycota; Dothideomycetes; Mycosphaerellales; Mycosphaerellaceae
Exons: 1
Coding region: 1-309 (102 amino acids)
Source: RefSeq, a predicted model, not a curated record
AUGUCACCAGCAACCAACGCACAGGCACUUCCUGUGCCUACAGACCCCAGCGGCUUUAUGCAACCACGCUCUACCACCAUCGUUGAAGCUGCAUCGAGCGAGCUUUCCGGUCACAAGAAGAUGCUGCUCACUUUCAGUAUCACUCUGGGAACCCUGAUCGGAGUUGCUAUGCUCUACAUCCUCGUUCGCUUGCUGGCCAGGCACCGUAGAAUCAUGAUGAAGGAGAAGAGGAUGGAAAUGCAGCCAUUCCACGAUAGUGCAACAACGUCGAAAGGAGACUGGACGGACGAUGUCGCUCGUCAAGUAUGA